Messenger RNA from Pteronotus mesoamericanus, 1186 nucleotides. RefSeq names its product dehydrogenase/reductase SDR family member 4-like. Gene Ontology annotation, biological process: retinal metabolic process. Bases 3 to 842 code for a protein of 279 amino acids. The record is from RefSeq and is a predicted model, not a curated record. Lineage: Eukaryota; Metazoa; Chordata; Mammalia; Chiroptera; Mormoopidae. Gene Ontology annotation, cellular component: peroxisome. Gene Ontology annotation, molecular function: carbonyl reductase (NADPH) activity. The transcript has 8 exons.
UUAUGCUUAAGACGAGGUUGCUGCUGGGCGGCUGUGUUCAGUCGUGGAAGUCGAUGCGGAUGGCCAGCUCCAGGGCGGCGCGCCCGGACCCGCUGGCGAAUAAGGUGGCCCUAGUAACGGCCUCCACCAAUGGGAUUGGUUUUGCCAUCGCCAGGCGUCUGGCCCAGGAUGGGGCCCACGUGGUGGUCAGCAGCCGGAAGCAGCAGAACGUGGACAAGGCAGUGGCGGCGCUGCAGGGGGAGGGGUUGAGUGUGACGGGCACCGUGUGCCACGUGGGGAAGGCAGAAGACCGGGAGCGGCUGGUGGCCACGGCUGUGAAGCUUCAUGGGGGCAUUGACAUCCUGGUCUCCAAUGCUGCGGUCAACCCUUUCUUUGGAAACCUAAUAGAUGUCACUGAGGAGGUGUGGGACAAGAUUUUGGACAUUAAUGUGAAGGCCACAGCCCUGAUAACAAAGGCAGUGGUGCCAGAGAUGGAGAAACGAGGAGGCGGCUCAGUAGUGAUUGUGGCCUCCAUAGGUGCCUACACCCCACUUCCUGGCCUGGGCCCUUACAAUGUUAGUAAAACAGCCUUGCUGGGCCUCACCAAGAGCCUGGCCGUGGAGCUGAACCAAAUGAACAUUAGGGUAAACUGCCUGGCACCCGGAAUCAUCAAGACUAACUUCAGCCAAAUGUUGUGGAUGGACAAGGAAAGAGAGAAGAAUACAAAAGAAUUCUUGCGGGUGAGAAGGAUAGGCCAGCCAGAGGACUGUGCAGGCAUUGUGUCUUUCCUGUGUUCUGAAGAUGCCAGCUACAUCACUGGGGAAACAGUGGUAGUGGCUGGAGGGGCUCUGUCCCACCUCUGAGUACCUGGAGAGAGCCUUCAAGAGCAGAGAUUGGGCUCCAACUUCUGGUCCAGUUCCCUCAUUCAUCGAAUGGCCUUUCCCACCUCUACCUGUCAUACUGCUCACCUCAUACCCUACCCCCACCCCCACCCCAAAUCAAUUCUGCCCUGUGACAAAAUCCAGCCUUCCCUGCUGUCAAAGUUUGGUCUUAUGAGGAUACCCGCUGUUGCUGUAGCCUUGGAUAAAGACCUCCGCUGAGGACACAGGGCAGGCCUGCUGAGAAAGCUGAGUCUACCUUGGCAAAAAGCAACUGAUUAUAUAUAUAUAAAUAUAUAGACAGUCAUUACUGUGACUCUAAGGAAUUU